Molecule: messenger RNA, 798 nt
Organism: Impatiens glandulifera
Lineage: Eukaryota; Viridiplantae; Streptophyta; Magnoliopsida; Ericales; Balsaminaceae
Product: RING-H2 finger protein ATL79-like
Exons: 1
Coding region: 57-605 (182 amino acids)
Biological process (GO): protein ubiquitination
Molecular function (GO): transferase activity
Source: RefSeq, a predicted model, not a curated record
UUGAUUACAGUAGUUUCAUUUUCUUUUUCUUUCUCUUUCUCUCUCCAAACCCAAAAAUGCGUGCACUACUAUUACUGUCGCCGUCUUCUCCGGUACUAGAACCGUCGGUGAAAGAAGAUACAAUUACUACUCCAGUAGUUACAUGUGAUUCCCAAACUUGUCCAUGGAAGCCAUACUCAAAUUCCAAGGAUUUCCAAAAAGACGCCUGGCUCAUAUUCGCCAUCCUCUUCUUCCUCCUCUUUCUCGCCAUCACUCUUAACGCCGCCGUCCGCUGUAUAAUCCGUCGAAGAAGAAGAAGAAGACAGCCCCAACCUGUCGACUCUUCUGACGACAUGUCGCCGACCAAACCGCCGCCGACGUCCGACGCAAUCGAAAUAAAAGGAGAGGUGGUUUUGUUUUCAUCAUCAUCAUCAUCAGCUAUUAUUAAGGAAUGUGCAAUAUGUCUGUCGGAGUUUGAGGAAGGAGAUAGAGUUAGGGUUUUGGAUGGAUGUAAACAUGGUUUUCAUGUCCAUUGUAUUAAGGAAUGGUUGUCUGCAACUCACUCUUCUUGUCCCAUCUGCAGAGCUAACUCUAUCACUACGCUCACAGCUGGCCGCACGUACUGAUCUCUUUUCUUUUCUUUUCUUUUUCUUUUAUAUAUGUUGGAGGUAAUCAAAUAUUAUAUAUAUAACUAUAUAUAUAUAUAACGUCAUAUCAUAAAUAACCAUAUUCGGGCUUUCUAUGGGACAUGUAAUGUUAUAAUUAGGAUUCCAAAUGUUGUUUAUUUGAAUAAAAAUAAUUGGAAUAAUCGAACUCAAG